AUGGACUCAGAAGAGCAUGGAAAUAUGUUCUUCACCAGCCUCCUGACUCAGGAGCCUGAACUUGACCACAUUUAUGUUGGUCAAGGUGAACAUCCCGUAACUUUGGAUGACUCUCCACCCCCGCCCCAAGUACAACCUCCCUCUCAAAGAAAAUCAGUUAGGGGUGCAAACUCUACCCCCGAAGAAGACAAGUUACUUGUCUCCACAUGGCUGAAUAGUAGCAUUGAUGCCAUCCAAGGAACAGACCAAAAACAUGCCCAACUUUGGAAAAAAGUUAGUCAAUACUUCAAUGAUUAUAAAGAAAGUACAAAUGAGCGAAGUGUUGGGUCCUUAAUACAUCGGUGGUCUGCCAUUCAAAAGGCGACAAAUAAAUUUUGUACUAAACUCGCCCAAGUUGAAGGGCUGAAUCAAAGUGGUAUGACUGAGCAAGACAAGUUUGACAAAGCGAAAGUCAUGUACCAAUCGCUUGAGAAAAUGGCCUAUCAGUUUGAGCAUUGUUGGCACCUAUUGAAGGACCAGCCGAAAUGGAAUUAG
This is a messenger RNA of Juglans regia (Persian walnut), 534 nucleotides long. RefSeq names its product glutathione S-transferase T3-like. The record is from RefSeq and is a predicted model, not a curated record. The transcript has 2 exons. NCBI's taxonomy places the organism in Eukaryota, Viridiplantae, Streptophyta, Magnoliopsida, Fagales, Juglandaceae. The coding region runs from base 1 to 534 and encodes 177 amino acids.